UUUUAUUUACAAAUCGCUCGCCGAAACCAAAACAAACUCACCUAUAAAAGAGCAAAUUCCCACUUCAAUCAUCAAUCCACUCCACCAUUCAACAAUGAAAACCUCAAUCAUCUUUCUACUAUCUCUCGCCUCGGCACUGGCCCACCCCCUCCUGUCCUGCUCGUGUGGGGUCGCCCCCAUGCCCUGCAACUGCGGCCUGGGCUCCGGCGAAGACGUCUGCCACGACAGCGACAAGCCCAAAACCUGCACCCCCUUGGUCGUUCGCCCCUUGGAAGUCCCCAAACCCAAACUACCCGCCCCUUUGCUACUGCCCCCAGUUGGCAGCCCUUGCAGUUGCCACACCUCGCUUGUCAAACCGGCAGUGGUGCCAAACCCCCCGUGCACGGCCUGCUCCGGAGGAUACGCCGGGAGUAUCGACGUUUUGAACAACCAGCACUUGACCCUCAGCCAACAGCAGCAGAUUCUGUUCGGGGGCGGCUGCAGUGGGGCCCAAAAUGGGGGCCUGUAUGGGGCCCAAGCGGGCGCUUAUGGCUACACCCCGGUCGCGAGACCCAUCCUUGUUGAUGAUAUCGAGAAAACUCCGGUGAAUCCCGCAAAUUACGUGCCUGCUGAUCCCGUUUCCCUGUCAGUUGCGUAUAAAAUGGCCCAGGAAAAGUGCCACCAUAACGAAGAUAAGCUCUCUUUCGGGUUCAGGAGUUUGCCGAAGGACGUCCCGAUUUACGUGAGGCGAAUGGGAAAUAACAUCCCCGAAGAAAAUUUGUUCAAUUUGAACGGACAAAUCGUCGAAUUGAAGAAAAUCGCGUGCCAGUCUCGCAAGUCGCUCGAUGACGAAGCCGCCGAGCAGCUGGCCGACCUCCAGGAGGAGGAGGAGGAGGCCAGGAUGGCCGUCAACCCUUACAAGUCACUCACUUUGGGCGAACUCGGUUACGGACCUGCCAAGAUCGAGGGCCAGUUUGUGGAUCUCCCGUCGGCCGGUCCAGGUCCCUCGUUUGGCGAAGGCGCAGCUAGUAAGAACUGUGAUGAUGGUUUCAAGCCCGGGAAUGUGAUCAUAACCCAGGUGCCCAAAGUUGAAAAUCUGGCGAUGCCGCCCCCACUUCCGGAGCCAUGUCCGGCUGAUGAGGAGGCGUUUAUUCCGCCGCCUCCAGCUGUGCCACAAGGGGCGCUCUUCACUAGCCCUUACACGUAUUUGUCGAGUGCGUCGUCCUCGUCGGCCUCCACUAAAAAUCUCUACUCCAAGAGCGUGUUCUUGCAAAAGGUUGGGUGCAGUUAAGCUGUGAUUGGUUGUUUCGAUGGUUUUGAUUGAAUAAAGAAAAUUGAUAAAUAUUA
Messenger RNA from Tribolium castaneum (red flour beetle), 1326 nucleotides. RefSeq lists its product as uncharacterized. The record is from RefSeq and is a predicted model, not a curated record. The transcript has 3 exons. Bases 95 to 1270 code for a protein of 391 amino acids. NCBI's taxonomy places the organism in Eukaryota, Metazoa, Arthropoda, Insecta, Coleoptera, Tenebrionidae.